Acanthoscelides obtectus is the source of this 640-nucleotide messenger RNA. The record is from the annotation of a GenBank genome assembly. Lineage: Eukaryota; Metazoa; Arthropoda; Insecta; Coleoptera; Chrysomelidae.
AGAGCAAGAAUGGCCUAAGCCACAAAUAUACAGAAUUGAGUUUGAUACAGAAAUAAUCACUUCUUAAGGUAUAUUUUAGGGUAAAAUAGGCCUAUGCCCUAUGCUACCUUUGACAACAUUUGAAGAGAUGGCACCACCUAAUCUGUUUUUGCAUUGCAUUAAAAAGUUUCAACUAGAGAGCAGCACCGGUCUAAGCCACAACUUGUGCGAUAUGCCACUGUUGCUUUAUAAUUUUAGUAUAAACGUGGUAUAUACCAGUAUAAUCAAACAAUAUCAAUCAAUAAGUAUGGCUUCCACAUCGUAUACAUUCAGAGGAUCUGAGGAAGAUCCCGAUGAACCGUUUCAAGAUUCAGUCUCUGAAUAUCUUCUAAGUGAGUCUGACUUUAUCUCGGAGCUAAACAUCAUGCCCAUUGAGUUUGGCGCUGAGCCCCAACACAUUGAAAAUGAUGCAGAGCAGCAGAAGAGUUCUCGAAAGCGCAUAAGAAAUAAAAACAAGUGGAAACGCAAUAUGACAAUUGAUUCAGUUGACGUGUCUAAAAGAAACUCUUCUAACAGUUUUGAAGAGCUGAAUCUGUUAUAUGCAAAAGGGCGUAAAGUUUAUAUCAAAAAGAAAAAGGAGCUAUUGGCUCAUCCCUACUGA